AGACACUGAUUGGUUAAUAAUGAGCAUACGCGCUGCUGAUUGGUCUGUUAACGCCUAUGAACCUGCUACUUGUUCAGGAGCAAACCCGUUUUGUAGUCUAACAACAACCAGAGAGGAAAAGGAAAAUGGCAGGAGAGAAAUGCGAGUUUGAGCAAACUUUUUCUUUUAGUCCUCUUCCUUCCAAAAAGGUCUCCUUCCUACAGGACAAGGACACUUUAGCACUGUUAAUGAAAUGGUGACGUCCAUGCUGGGGAGAAUUUCAGCUCAGUCUUACAGCUUUGACCAGACCUUUUUCUCUUACAACAGUGAAAAGUUUGCACUGUGUUUCUUCAGAGAUCCUGAUGUGAUAUCCAGUCUGUCCAGAGGGCUGAAGACUGGGGCCUGGGUGCCUCUUGACAACACAGUUGUGUCUGUGGAUGUUGAGCCGGUGCCGUGCACUAAGGUCUCCAUGGAGCUGUUUGACCCACUUUACUCUUGUGGGAUCCUGAGGCCCUCUGGACAUGUAGUUAAAUGCUUUCAUGAUGUCUACCCCGACUUUGAUGAACUCAGAAGGAUGUUGUUGGAAGAGGACUCUGAGCACUACUACGUGGUCGGGAGGGAGGAGCGUGGAGAGUUUCUGUUUGUCCUCUUCAAGCACCUGUGUUUAGGAGGAGAGCUCUGUCAGUACGAAGACACCAUUGAUCCUUACAUUAGCACCACAAAGCAAAUCUACAAAGACCUGAUCAGUGUUCAGAAGGAUCCAGAGUCUAAGAAGAUCAGUGUUGUCUCCACAGUCCUCAAAGUUUAUGCCCAUGAUGAGUCUGGGCGAUGUUACCCUGGAAGACGAGAGGAGGAGCAGACGUUUGCAUAUUUGAUUGUUGACCCCUUCAAACGACACGUGACUUUGUUCUACCACUGUUAUGGUGUAGGAAACUUCACAUUGUGACUGCAAGGGACUGGAAAUUGUCUUUUAGAUGACAGCCUUGUCAUGGGCAUGUGUAUGUAUGUACAAACACGUGAACAUUGUGAACAAUUUAAUUAAAUUUAAUUAAAAUCACUCAUGAAGUGAUUCAUGUCUAAGUAUGUCAAUAAAAUGUUUUCAAACAGCCUUAAGAGUGAUUCGGUGAU
Molecule: messenger RNA, 1107 nt
Organism: Scatophagus argus
Lineage: Eukaryota; Metazoa; Chordata; Actinopteri; Scatophagidae
Gene: cfap300
Product: cilia and flagella associated protein 300
Exons: 7
Coding region: 233-925 (230 amino acids)
Source: RefSeq, a predicted model, not a curated record